This is a messenger RNA of Mus musculus (house mouse), 881 nucleotides long. RefSeq names its product LY6/PLAUR domain containing 8 like (gene Lypd8l). Gene Ontology annotation, cellular component: extracellular region. NCBI's taxonomy places the organism in Eukaryota, Metazoa, Chordata, Mammalia, Rodentia, Muridae. The coding region runs from base 95 to 757 and encodes 220 amino acids. The record is from RefSeq and is marked validated. The transcript has 6 exons.
GUCCUCCUUUCAUCCUUUCUCUAGGUGAGAUUGCUUCCUCUCCAGCUCAAGGCCGUCCUUUCAGAAGAGCCUUCUUGUGUUCACAAGCUUCACCAUGGGCUGGUCCUCCAUCCUGAAAAGCCUCCUCACAGUUUUUGUCCUUAGCAUCUUAGCUGUCUGCUCUGUAGAGAGUUACACGUGUAUACAAGCUACGUGUGAAAAUGGAAAUUGUCUUGGGGGUACAAGUACCUGUCUAACCUCUUAUAGCUGCUUCAGCCAAAUACAGAAACUGGAAACACCAUCUCCAGAUACAAACCUAGUACUUGAGCAAAAAGGGUGUGCUUCAUAUCAAAACCUAUGUGCCUUGGAGUUCUCAGCAACACUGGGGAAUCGACAGAAAUUUAGAUACAAGACCCAGUGCUGCACCGGUGAGCAGUGCAACAAAGAAAAUCUCACUCUGCCUCCAUUAUCUUCAGAAGUCAAUGGUGUUGAAUGUCCUGCCUGCUACAAUAAUAAAACCAAUACGUGCUCCACGACAACUCCCCUAAAGUGCACAGGGGCAGAGAAAAGGUGUAUUGAGGUUACCAGCAGAGACCCAUCUUCUAAUAUAGUAAUGUAUGGAAAAGGCUGUGCAACAGAAAAUGCCUGUGCACUGUAUAUGACUGUCUUCAAUAACAUACAAAUUAAAACCUCGUGCAUUUCGACCAAUGGAAGCCCUGCCCUCAAAUCCGCUGCAUCACUCCCAGUUAUUCUGCUUCUCCAGAAAAUCUUGCUUUGAUCACCCAGGCACCGGCAAUCCCACAAUCCUGUGUACAUAAGCCCAUUGGUAUACUUGGAUGCUUAUUUCCAAAACAUGGAACAAAUAAAGACUGGUGAUUACUUCUCUAUUCUUUAUGUAAAAA